UAACCUCCACAGCUGAGCAACUCUCUAAUGUUUCCUCAAAGUGAGGGACAGCAUGGCUAGUGCGGCUGUUGACAAUAUGUCGACUCUUUUAUACUUAAUGUUUGAAUCGUAAAGGCUUCGUAUGGAUACUGUUGGUGGGGAUAACUGGCGGAGACGCACGAGGAGCGCGCGAGCCUGCUCCAAGCCAACCAGAGCGCGAGCUGAUGAGUCCAAUGUGCUGCGUUGUCUGAGUGUGGGGAACACGGAAGAAGGCCAUGACAUGGAGGAGGAUAUCGGCCUCAAGCAGGACAACCUGGAGGGACGAGUCAUGUCGCCCCGCUACAGCCUGCUGCGGGAGGUGGGCAGGGGCACCUACGGCGUGGUGUUUGAAGCGGUGGCCCGGAGGUCCGGGGCCAAAGUGGCCGUAAAGAAGCUGAGAUGCGACGCGCCGGAAAACGUGGAGCUCGCCUUGCAGGAGUUCUGGGCCCUGGCAAGCCUGGAGAAACGGCAUGAAAACGUGGUGCAGCUGGAAGAGUGUGUGCUGCAGAGGAACGGCAUGGCCCAGAAGAUGAGUCACGGGAACAAACGAUCCAAACAGUACCUGCGUCUGGUGGAGACUUCUCUGAAAGGUGAGAGAGUGCUCGGUCCUCCAGAGGAGCCGUGCUACCUCUGGUUCGUCAUGGAGUUCUGUGAAGGCGGCGACCUCAACCAGUUCAUCCUGUCCCGGAGGCCCAACCCGCAAACCAACAACAGCUUUAUGCUCCAGCUGACCAGCGCCGUUGCUUUCUUGCAUGAAAACAACAUUGUCCACAGAGACCUCAAACCUGACAACAUCCUCAUCUCAGAGAGAUCAGGGACUCCAGUUCUCAAGGUGGCCGACUUUGGCCUGAGUAAAGUCUGCGCUGGUAUAGGAAACACAAACGUUGGCAAAGAAGGCGAAGACAAGAACAAAAACAUUAACGUGAACAAGUUCUGGUUGUCCUCUGCGUGCGGCUCAGACUUCUUCAUGGCUCCAGAGGUGUGGGAGGGCCACUACACGGCCAAGGCUGACAUAUUUGCCCUAGGCAUCAUCAUCUGGGCCAUGUUGGAAAGAAUUACCUUCAUUGAUGCUGAGUCUAAGCGGGAGCUGCUGGGUACCUAUGUGAGGCAGGGAGUGGACAUUGUGCCGGUGGGUGAGGCACUGCUAGAGAAUCCAAAGAUGGUACUGAACAUCCCACAGAAACGCAGGUCAUGCAUGUCUGACGGAGUGAGGAAGCUGCUGCAGGAAAUGCUCGCCGUCAACCCUCAGGACCGGCCCGAUGCGGUCCAGCUGCAGACCCGAAUGGACCAGGUCACCUAGGUGUGCUGCGUGACCUUCAACCUGAUAGAUUUA
This is a messenger RNA of Notothenia coriiceps (black rockcod), 1351 nucleotides long. Its product is annotated as serine/threonine-protein kinase 35-like. Bases 122 to 1318 code for a protein of 398 amino acids. Gene Ontology annotation, cellular component: cytoplasm; nucleus. Lineage: Eukaryota; Metazoa; Chordata; Actinopteri; Perciformes; Nototheniidae. The transcript has 2 exons. The record is from RefSeq and is a predicted model, not a curated record. Gene Ontology annotation, biological process: negative regulation of G2/MI transition of meiotic cell cycle; protein phosphorylation. Gene Ontology annotation, molecular function: ATP binding; protein kinase activity.